UCUUCGUCUUCCGCGAUCCCCGUCGCGACUCCCGCCAGUCUGCAGACACCAGGGGAAGCGACGGCAAGGGCAGGCCGCAGAACAGAACAGACCAGGCCAGACCGCCACCACUGGGCACCGCGGCACCGCGCUCCGUCCGAGUCUCCGUCCGCGACCGACCAACCACCACCCGGCACGUCCAGCUCCGUGCAAGAAGUCAGCAAGAGCGGGGGUGCCGGUUCGGCUCUCUGUCAUUCAGUGAAUUCCACCCUGCCCCUGCGCUUUCUGGCCUUGCCGCUAGAGGGGUGUCUGCGGCUGUCGAAGUGUUUAAGGGUGUCUGAGGACGUCUGGUGGCGACUCUGCACCUUGACCACAAUGUCGCUCUGCCAGCGACUGGCGCAGGGCCUCCGGGCCGUGGAGGCGGGGGCGGGGGCGGUGCGCGGCCGAGGCAUGCUCGUGGUGCAGCAUAGAAACGCCUCCUCCUCCGGCCUCCGCUUCAGCGGCAUGCAGCCGCAGUUCGUGGACCGCAAGCGGCCCGUGCUGACGGACCGGUCGCAGCUCAAGCUGGCGCGCCGCCUGGUGGUCAAGCUGGGCAGCGCCGUCAUCACGCGCGAGGACGAGAUCGGGCUGGCCCUGGGCCGCCUGGCCUCCAUCGUGGAGCAGGUCGCCGAGUGCCACAAGGAGGGCCGCGAGUGCAUCAUGGUGACGUCGGGCGCCGUGGCCUUCGGCAAGCAGAAGCUCACCCAGGAGCUGCUCAUGUCGCUGAGCAUGCGCGAGACGCUGUCCACGUCCAAGGGCGAGGACAACCACGGCCACCCGCUGGAGCCGCGCGCCGCCGCCGCCGUGGGGCAGUCGGGGCUCAUGUCGCUGUACGAGGCCAUGUUCUCGCAGUACGGCGUCAAGAUCGCGCAGGUGCUGGUCACCAAGCCCGACUUCUACAACGAGGACACCCGCCAGCACCUCUUCUCCACGCUCAGCGAGCUCAUCUCCCUCAACAUCGUGCCCAUCAUCAACACCAACGACGCCGUCAGCCCGCCGCCCCAGGCUGACGACGAGGACGGCGGCAAGGGUGGCAAGAAGGUCAUCUCCAUCAAGGACAACGACUCGCUGGCCGCCAUGCUGGCCGCGGAGGUGCAGGCCGACCUGCUGAUCCUGAUGAGCGACGUGGACGGCAUCUACACGCUGCCGCCCGACCAGGAGGGCGCGCGCUUCCUGUCCACCUUCACGGCCGAGAUGGCGCAGUCGGUGCGCUUCGGCGAGAAGUCCCGCGUCGGCACCGGCGGCAUGGACUCCAAGGUGCAAGCCGCGACGUGGGCCCUGGACCGCGGCGUCUGCGUGGUCAUCUGCAACGGCAUGCAGGAGCAGGCCAUCAAGACCAUCCUGACGGGCCGCAAGCUGGGCACCUUCUUCACCAGCGGCAGCGCGUCUAGCGCCUCCACCGACGUGGUGGCCGAGCAGGCCCGGGCCGGCUCCCGCGACCUGCAGCGCCUCACCCCCGGCGAGCGCUCCGCCUGCAUCCACCGCCUGGCCGAGCUGCUGCUGUCGCGGCAGGACGACAUCCUGGCCGCCAACGCGGCCGACGUCCGCGCCGCGUCGCGCGCAGGCCUGGCCCCGGCCAUGCUCUCGCGCCUCUCGCUGUCCCCCGCCAAGCUGAGGGGCCUGGCCGCCGGCCUCAAGCAGAUCGCCGACUCGUCGCACAAGAACGUGGGCCGCGUGCUGCGCAGGACCAAGCUGGCCGACGGGCUCAUGCUCAAGCAGGUCACCGUCCCCAUCGGCGUGCUGCUCGUCAUCUUCGAGUCCAGGCCCGACUGCCUGCCCCAGGUGGCGGCGCUGGCCAUCAGCUCGGCCAACGGACUGCUCCUGAAGGGCGGCAAGGAGGCCGCCAACUCCAACAAGCUGCUGGCCGAGCUCGUGAAGGAGGCCCUGAGCGAGUACGGCGCCGAGAACGCCAUCUCCCUGGUGUCGACGCGCGAGGAGAUCUCGGACCUGCUGUCCAUGGACCAGCACAUCGACCUCAUCAUCCCCCGCGGCUCCAGCGAGCUGGUCAAGAACAUCCAGUCGCAGAGCGGCCACAUCCCCGUGAUGGGCCACGCCGAGGGCGUCUGCCACGUGUACGUCGACAAGGACGCCGACCUCGCCAAGGCCCUGCGGAUAGUCCGCGACUCCAAGUGCGACUACCCCGCGGCGUGUAACGCCAUGGAGACGCUGCUGCUGCACGAGGACCUGGUGAACGGGCCCUUCUUCGAGGACGUGUGCAACAUGCUGAAGCGGGAGGGCGUGUCCCUCGUGUCCGGGCCCACGCUCAACCAGAGGCUCACCUUCGGCCCGCCGCCGGCCAAGGACCUGCGCACCGAGUACUCGGACCUCAAGUGCGCCGUGGAGACCGUCAAGGGCGUCAAGGAGGCCAUCAGCCACAUCCACACCUACGGCAGCGGCCACACCGACGUCAUCGUCACGGAGAACUCGGCCGUCGCCGAGCAGUUCCAGCGCGACGUGGACAGUGCCUGCGUCUUCCACAACGCCAGCUCCCGCUUCGCGGACGGCUACAGGUUCGGCCUGGGCGCCGAGGUGGGCAUCAGCACCGGGCGCAUCCACGCGCGAGGCCCCGUCGGCGUGGAGGGCCUGCUGACCACCAAGUGGGUGCUGUCCGGUGACGGGCACGCCGCCGCCGACUUCGCGGAGGGCGGCUCCAGGACGUACGUGCACGAGACCCUGCCCGUCGAAGAAUGACUGCCCGGCCCGAGCGAGGCCGCCGUCGCCGCCGCCACGGCGGAGAACUGCAGCCCGCGCGCUGCCGACGACCGCCGUCCUCCUGCACGGCGUCCUGGCCUCGUCGCCCGCCUCCUCGCGAGGCUGUUCGGCGGGGAGGUGGCCGCCUCCGCCCGGAAGUGAUCCGCGCUGCCGUCGGACAGUGUGACAGUGUGACACGCCCGGUGGGUCACGGAGUCACGGCCGCCCCUGAAAGGACUGAAGGACUAAGGGACUGAAGCGCGAGAACAAAGGGCGACCUUUCGCCGGACGAGGACCGAGGGCAGGCCGACAGGGCGGCAGGGCGGCAGCGGCCCGGGUUCGACUCCCCGCCCCGCCGCUCCCAUCGUGCCCCUUUUGUACAUAUCAUCGCCCCCCAUCAUUUACCUGUGAAUAAACCAUGUAGGCUAAGGCUGUUUCUCGAGGCG
This is a messenger RNA of Thrips palmi, 3155 nucleotides long. RefSeq names its product delta-1-pyrroline-5-carboxylate synthase (gene P5CS). Gene Ontology annotation, molecular function: glutamate 5-kinase activity; ATP binding; glutamate-5-semialdehyde dehydrogenase (NADP+) activity. NCBI's taxonomy places the organism in Eukaryota, Metazoa, Arthropoda, Insecta, Thysanoptera, Thripidae. Gene Ontology annotation, cellular component: cytoplasm; mitochondrion. The coding region runs from base 355 to 2709 and encodes 784 amino acids. The record is from RefSeq and is a predicted model, not a curated record. The transcript has 11 exons.